AAGAAGGCAUUGAUCGGCCGUUUAUACCAAAAGCCUAUCUCUUUGAUAUGAUUUUAAACAUUAUUUCGUUGACUACUUUUAAUCAAACACUGGAACCAGAUGAUUUGAGCAGGUUCAAAUAUUUGGCCACUGCUUAUUCCCAUGAAAUGGGUGGCACUCAUAUUGUCUACGAAUUUAUACUUUACAUUCGGUUUUUAAUGUCCGACCCUUUGAUGAAAUAUCGCCACAAUUAUAACCAAUGCUUUGACUAUACGUUAGACGUAUUGAAAGCACACAAAAACACUUACGAUGAGAGCGUUUGUCGCGAUUUUUGCGAUCCGUUUAUCGGCGCUCAGCGUAAGGCAGCGGCCGAGUGUCGGCCCGGAGUUGUCCAGUGGUUGACUGACCAGAACAUUGUCGCCACAGUUAUUGACUUGAUUUUUGCCGGCACAGAGACGACAUACGCCACACUUCAAUGGAUGGUAUUAUUUGUGGCUUAUUUUGAGGUCUGGCAGAGAAAGAUGAGGGCAGAGAUGGAUCACGUGUUGGCCGAUAGAGUGGUCACAUUGGCUGACAGGCGGCGCAUGCAUUGCGUGCAGGCGUUCAUCGCUGAGACCCUACGCUAUCGCACCGCCGCUCCCGUCGGCUUUCCGCGCGUCACUCUAUGCGACACAACAAUCGUUAACACGCGAUCACCCGAUAAAACUCGCCCACAAAUACCGUACGGCCGACACAUUAGACUCCGUUUCUGA
Molecule: messenger RNA, 731 nt
Organism: Medioppia subpectinata
Lineage: Eukaryota; Metazoa; Arthropoda; Arachnida; Sarcoptiformes; Oppiidae
Source: the annotation of a GenBank genome assembly